UUACGCGAUUGGAAUCACGCAAGAAGUUUUUGAAGUGUCUGUUUGGCAACUAGUUUUAGCGCCGAAGCAAAAUCUCAGCCGUUACAGAACUUUCGCAAUGGAGGCUUGGGUUCCGCUAUUCGACAUUUUUAUGAACUCCCCAUCGCCGGAGUUCGAAGCUUCUCUCUGGUUACAACAAUCUUUCAACGCCUCGUCUGCCACCACCAUCACCACCGGCUCUUUCCUAUCGCUGCUCACAAAACCCUGCGACGCCGUCGUCUCCGACUCAUCUUCUCCUUCCACGAAAAGGGUUAUGUGGGUGCAAACUCUGCCCAAUGUGGUUCAGUCUCGCAUUCUGUCGUUUCUUGCUUUGGAGAAACAAAGAUUCUGCUCUCGGGAUUUGUCUAGGCUUGCUCGGAAUGUCUUGAGUGGGGACGGAGAGGUUGAGUUUUGGGUGAAGAGAGGUGCACGGAAUCUGCUUGAUCAAGUGUCUGAAUCGAGCUAUGAGUGGAUUUCUAGUUUGGGUUUGGACUCUGGUGGAGAAAGAGUAAAUGAGGAGUUCGAGGUGAUGCCGGAUUGGCUCAAGGAUGCUGCGGGUGAUAGUGAUUUGCUUCUUCCAUGGCUUCCCAUAUCGCCUGAUGAGUUGAAUUCGGGAACAGAUUUUGUUUGUUGCGGGGAUGAUUCGGAUGAAUUGGUGGUGGAUACUGGGGAUGGAGAAGAAAGGAUGGAUGUAGUGAUAGAGGAAAUUGAAAUUGUUCAAUCCAAAAAUGCUCCUUUGGAUGCUGAAGUUCAAAAUACGGCAGCUGGUUUGAAAGCCCAAAUUUUAACCUUUGAAUCUAGUUCCAAAACUGGAGGCUUGGCUGUUCAAAUUCAUGAACUCUGCUUGCAGAGAGGAGGCGACUCCUUUGCAAUUCUGGGUCUUAUUGAACCUUGGAAAGCCGAUGAUGAGGCUGCUUCGGUUUUAAUUUCUCAUCUUUCAGAUGGAAGUGAAGAAGAACUUGAUUGGCCCAGCCAAGUUCUCUGCUCAAUUAUACUUCCCAAAUUGUUAGUUCUAGAGGAACCUGCUUCUCGUGUGUUGGUGACUGCAAUAAUAGAGUACUGCAAGCUCCAUCAGAGGGCUGCUGUGUAUGGACUCUUGUUUCCUCUACUUCUCCGAAGAGGAGGUAUCAACAACCCUAUUUGUGAUGUGGUUGUGAGGAUUAUCAAGGAAUGCCUACACCCAGCUCAUGUUUCUGCCUUUUUCCAGAAGCUACUAUGUGAAGAAGAGCAUGUGAGGAGUUUCAUUUGCCUUCCUUGCCAUCAGUAUCUAAUAUCCAAUGAAUUGGUAUGGACAGAAUCUUUGUUUAACCUGUUGCAAAACAUCUUGAAUCAUAAUGUUCAUCUUACCCAGGAUUCAAUCGAUCAUCUUGUUUACCGAGUUCAGGAAUUGGCUGAAGCCUUUUCCAAGUCUCUGAAGUUUGGGAAUUUUUUGUUAUGUUUAGUCACCAAAUGUUCUCCCUUCUUGAAGUCUUAUAAGAUUUCAUUGACCGAAGCUGUUGAGCAUACAAACACUCUAGUGACCAAAUCUAUAUUAUCAAAGUUGUCUGUUUUGUAGUGGUUUAAUUACAAUUCUUUUUUUUUA
Messenger RNA from Vitis riparia (riverbank grape), 1600 nucleotides. RefSeq lists its product as uncharacterized. The transcript has 2 exons. Gene Ontology annotation, cellular component: Fanconi anaemia nuclear complex. The record is from RefSeq and is a predicted model, not a curated record. Gene Ontology annotation, biological process: interstrand cross-link repair. Bases 98 to 1573 code for a protein of 491 amino acids. NCBI's taxonomy places the organism in Eukaryota, Viridiplantae, Streptophyta, Magnoliopsida, Vitales, Vitaceae.